Messenger RNA from Carya illinoinensis, 1269 nucleotides. Its product is annotated as omega-amidase, chloroplastic-like. The record is from RefSeq and is a predicted model, not a curated record. Lineage: Eukaryota; Viridiplantae; Streptophyta; Magnoliopsida; Fagales; Juglandaceae. The transcript has 10 exons. Gene Ontology annotation, cellular component: mitochondrion. Bases 231 to 1019 code for a protein of 262 amino acids. Gene Ontology annotation, biological process: oxaloacetate metabolic process; L-glutamine metabolic process. Gene Ontology annotation, molecular function: omega-amidase activity.
UUCUUUGGUUGCGCCCCCACCCCCCCUUUCUCUCUCUCUCUCUCUCCUCCCUUUCUUCUCUCUCUCUGACUGUCCACAAAUAUCGAGGUUUUCCUUUCUAAGUUCGUUUCAAGAGUUCAUAUGCUAACUCUAUGGCGUUGAGAUUUGUCACAUGGAGAUAGAUUAAGAUCGCCCUUUGCCAGUUAUCUGUUAGAUCAGAGAAGAACCAGAAUCUGGUUCGUGCUCGCAACAUGAUUAAAAUUGCUGCAGAAAGUGGCGCAAGGAUUGUUGUUUUACCUGAAAUGUGGAAUUGUCCGUACUCAAAAGAUUUCUUUGCCAAAUUCGCUGAGGACUUUGACAAUGAGGAUUCAUCCCCAACAAUUUCUUUGUUAUCCGAAGCUGCUUCUUGCCAUGGAAUCACGAUUAUUGGUGGGUCUCUGCCUGAAUGGAGUAAUGGUCGCUUGUAUAACACUAGUUGUGUGUUUGGACCUGAUGGAAAGCUGAGCGCAAAGCAUAGGAAAAUACAUUUGUUUGAUGUUGACAUUCCGGGAGAUAUAACAUUCAAGGAAUCUGACAUCUUCACUGGAGGAGAUAAGCCUACCAUCGUGGACACAGAUGCUGGUUGUGUUGGAGUAGGAAUUUGUCAUGAUAUACGCUUCCCCGAACUUGCUAUGCUAUAUGCAGCAAAAGGUGCUCAUAUUAUAUGCUAUCCUGGGGCAUUUAACAUUAGCACUGGGGAAUUGUUGUGGGAACUGAUGCAAAGAAGCAGGGCAGCAGAUAACCAGUUAUUUGUAGCUACUUGCUCACCCUCCCGAGAUUCUUGUGGUGGCUAUGCAAUAUGGGGCCACUCUACCCUUGUUGGACCGUCUGGUGAGAUAAUUGCUACCACGGGGCAUGAAGAGAAUGUGAUAGUUGCUGAGAUUGAUUAUUCCAAGAUUAAACUCCAAAGGAAAAGCAUUCCACUUGACAAGCAAAAGCGGGGAGAUAUUUACCAGUUUGUUGAUGAAUGUGAAGAAGAAAAGCAUCAGAAUUCAGAAUAACGAGCUUAUGACGAGGAGAUCCGCUCGCAAUAUCAAUAGCAUUCCUUUGUAAAACUUCCUACUUGGAUUUAACGCUCACGAUAAUUACUCGUGUAAUGUUUCUGAAACGUGGGUCCUCAUUCACGUUCCUUUGUACUACUUGCCUUGAAGCAUUCGUGCAAGCAAGCAGUCGUCAUCUCAUUACGGGUAUCAUUUGAAUCAACUUAAUUUGUAUGAAAUAAGUUAUUUUGUAAGAAAAAUUUUUGUCAAA